AAACCCUUGCUUUAUUUGCUGCCCUGUUUCAGUCUGAUGAUAAUGAUCACUUUGUAACCCUGCAGAGUCACAUAUGGAAACCAGGACAGAUGCAUCACCUCCUCUGCUAUUAUAUUUCAGCUUCCUCCUGUGGAAUUAAGGUAAUGUCCCACCGAUUUUCUUGUCUCAAUACUCAAAGAACUUUUGUUUUUAAAUCAGUAUGUUGCUGAAAUAGAUCAAAUGCAUCUGUAUUGUUUUUAUUGACGGUGCUUGCAGUGAAAGAGAGAAAUGCAUUCUGCCAAUUGUUCCACUAGAAUUACCCAUGUGCAUCCAUUUGCUGCAUAAGGAAAUUCCUUACCUCACCUUUGUCAUCUUGGUCAAGCCUAAGUUGCUUACUUAUAUUAGUUGUUGUGGAGAAUGCUAGAUAACUUCACUUACCUGUGAAAGCAAGAUCCACUGUAUAACACUGACCUACUUAGCAUCCGUCAUAGCAGCAGUUUAAUCACAAAAGAUAGAGCUCUUGUUUAAAUUAUUUUGUAUUCCAGAAAGCUGAUUUAGAACAUCAUUCCUUGUCUGUGUUACUCUUUGGCUAAUAUGCUUUGUUGUCAGAAAUGACUCCAAGCUGCUGGGAGGAAAGCUCUAUUGACCUUCAGGGAAAUUCAAAUCCAGGUCUGGACUUUGUAACUAAUUGCACUUUUAAAUUCCAAAUAAAGAAAAGUGAAAAAAGGCAAAACUUAAAAGCAUGUGAUGGGAAUACAAAUGAGCACAUCUAUCUGAAUGUGAAAUACAGCCCCUCUUCCAAGAAACAGAAAAUGAGAAGACAAAGUACAGAGGAGAACCAGAACACCAAGAGCAAAGAUUCUCCUAUGUCAUGUACUACCUGUUGGAUUAUUGCAGUGAUUCUAGGGAUCCUCCUCUUGGCAUUGCUGGGAACAACAGUGGGCUUUAUUAUCAAGGGCUGUCGGAAUCCACCCUGCCCUGAGCAGUGGGUGGCCUACAGAGGGAGCUGCUACUCCUUCUCCAAGGAGAAGAAGGACUGGCAUUCCAGCCAGCAAUCCUGCUCGGAGCAGGGAGCUCAUCUCCUGGUGAUCAGCGAUACCAGAGAAAUGGACCUGUUCAAGAGUAUUCAGACGGAAUGUUUCUGGAUUGGACUGAGGAACAGCACAGGCUCUGUCUGGAUUUGGGAAGAUGGCUCUAUAUUCAAUGGCACCAAGAUCACCUCUAACAGCCCUGUGCAACACUGUGCUGUCCUGAUAAAAGGUCACUUUCAGGCCUCCAGCUGUGAAUAUGCUGCUCCGUGGAUCUGUGAGAAAUCUCUCAGAUAAAUCCCACGCGCAUUUUCGUCUCAUAACCAUCUCAUCAGUGGUACAAGUGGAUCAUUGUCCUGCAAACCAAAGCUCUGCACAAGACCAAGGACUUGCCCUUUCCACACCCUCACAGAGGUGCUUUGUAGAGACAGGCUUGUUGCCCACAAGGGUGAGUUAUCCUCAGUGGUAGACCCAUUCCCAACAGAAGUUUUGUCACAACCGACGCUGGGUCUUCAGAUCCCUGAGGUUGAGCUGGCCAUUUUCCUCCGUUCCUGAGCAUCAGCUGUCAUUUCCAUUCCCUGCAUCUCCAUUGUCUGGUGCCAGCAGGACCAGGAAAGUGAAGCCUGCUGUUCACUGUCAGAAACAUAUAAACAGACUUCUCCCGGUGGCAGCCUCUCCUUUUGCAUCCCAGUGCUGCCAGUUAGGGAGAAGAGGGUGAAACUAUAGACUGCACCUUCUGUAAAUCUUGCAGCGAAAAUAAACCUCCAGUACUGCACCGGACUAAAAGUGUGUACCCAUGUCAUUACUUCGCUCUGUUGGAAGGACCCAGCUGCGCACCAUGUUUUAUAGGCCAACUUCAACCAAACUAGUCAAGAGGCAGGAUUUCUGGAGUCAAAGGAAUACAGGUAAUUGUGUGUCAUUAUUGAAGCAAUCAAGAAUGUGUUUCCCUCUCCACCUCUGCAGUUGUUGCUCUCCUUUCCCUGACUAUGGGAUUAUGCUGUGUUGGCAAAUAGAGAAGAUAUUGAUGGGUCCUACGGAGGAUUUACUGUUGAAAUUGGGGUUGUAUCAGUGCUGGUGGCUUUGUAGUCCUGUUGAGACAUGAGCUGUCAGUGCUGCUGGUGGUAGUGCUGGAGCUUCUAGACUGGAAUGUUGACAUAUAAUCACCAAAGACAGAAAUGAAAACCAAACCCACCCUCACAUGUUCAAGUCCGUUCCCUUGGGAUCAGUGUGGUGCUGUAGCUAUUGCGCUCUGUGCAGUGCUGUAUGUGGUCAUGGUUUUAAACUCCCUAUUUCUGGCCCUUGAGGUACUUCAGAUACUGGACUCAAGAUUUUUGUAGACCUAUCUAGCCCAUAUGCCCAUUAGCAGUGGGAAUUGUUUCUAUGCAGCACUUCUGUGAUUUGUCAACCAGUUGUCCUCUGAAAUGUGCUAUCAGGAGACUUUCAGGAUGCUAUUCUAAGGCUGUUUGUACUGAAUAAUAAACACAGAAAUCAACACUGUGCUUUUAUAAAGUUCUUUCAUUGAAUUCUUGAAUUUGAAAGCCCGAUGGGGCACUUAAGAGUUUUGAUAUUGUGUCAGCCCAUCCAAUGUAUCUGAUUUACACUUCAAAAAGCAUUUCCUUUUGGAGAAAUCAAUGGUCAUUUUUGCUGUUCAGGACAGCAUCUGGAUGCUCAGCAUCACACAAGGAGUGGAGAUGGCGAAUACAUGCACAGAGAAGCAAA
Molecule: messenger RNA, 2726 nt
Organism: Chroicocephalus ridibundus (black-headed gull)
Lineage: Eukaryota; Metazoa; Chordata; Aves; Charadriiformes; Laridae
Product: killer cell lectin-like receptor subfamily G member 1
Exons: 6
Coding region: 591-1304 (237 amino acids)
Source: RefSeq, a predicted model, not a curated record